Messenger RNA from Strigops habroptila (Kakapo), 1897 nucleotides. RefSeq names its product leucine rich repeat, Ig-like and transmembrane domains 1 (gene LRIT1). Lineage: Eukaryota; Metazoa; Chordata; Aves; Psittaciformes; Psittacidae. The record is from RefSeq and is a predicted model, not a curated record. The coding region runs from base 1 to 1866 and encodes 621 amino acids. Gene Ontology annotation, cellular component: endoplasmic reticulum membrane. Gene Ontology annotation, molecular function: protein binding. The transcript has 4 exons.
AUGUGGAUUGUGGUGAGUUUGCUCUGCUGCGUAACGUUCGGAGGGCUUCCACGGGCGGGUGGCUCAUGCCCGUCGCAGUGCAGCUGCGCCUUCCACAGCCUCAGCGAAGGGAUGAAAGCCAGGACAGUGCUAUGUAAUGACCCGGAGAUGACCCUCACUCCUGUGAACAUCCCUGUAGAUACAUCCAAGCUUCGGAUAGAAAAGACAGCCAUCCGCAGGGUGCCAGGAGAGGCUUUCCAUGGACUCCACAACCUCGAGUACCUCUGGAUGCCCUAUAACUCCCUGGCCAGCCUCAGCGGGAUCACCUUCAAGGGCCUUCAUCGCUUGCAGGAGCUGAGGCUGGAUGGGAAUGACUUAAUAUCAUUCCCCUGGGAAACCCUGGCUGACAUGCCACAGCUAAGACUUCUGGAUUUACACAACAACGAACUCACCUCAAUCCCCCCAGAUGCUGCUCGUUAUGUCAAGAAUAUCACAUACCUGGACCUGUCUAGCAAUAAGCUGAUGACUCUUCCUCAGGCUCUUAUCGCCACCUGGGCCAACCUCCAGGCUGUUCCUUACUUCCCAAAUGAUAACUCCAAGAUGAUCCUAGGCUUGCAAGACAAUCCUUGGAUAUGUGACUGCAGUCUGUAUGAAAUGGUCCAUUUCCUAAAUUUCCAGUCUCCUAACGUAGCAUUCAUUGAGCCCAGGCUGAAAUGCUUCACCCCCCGGAGCCUUGCAGGAGUCUACUUCAGCCGAGUUGAGCUAAGGAAAUGUCAAAGCCCCAUUGUACAUACAUCUGUAGCCAAAGUAAAGACCAUCCUGGGCAGCACUGUGCUACUACGAUGCGGGACAACGGGGGUGCCCAUUCCUGAGCUCAGCUGGAGAAGAGCUGAUGGUGCUCAGCUAAACGGCACAGUUCACCAAGAAAUUUCCAGUGAUGGGAUGAGCUGGUCUAUUCUGGGCCUGCCUGUAGUCUCUUAUCUUGACUCUGGAGAGUACAUCUGUAAAGCAAAGAAUUUUCUGGGGGCAACAGAGGCAUUCAUAUCUCUCAUCAUCACAGACUCAGAAAGCACGGAUGACCCCAACUCUAAUGCCAAAGGCACAUGGAGUGGGAAGGUGAGUGGGAUGGAAGCAGCUGCCUACAAUGACAAGCUAGUGGCAAGGUACGUUAUCACCACCUCCACUGUGCCUACCUUGGGCACUGGAGAGGGCAUCCUCCCAGAUGUGGCAAAAGAUAGCAAUCCCAGAAACCUGCUGGUGAGCCCGCCUACUGCUCAGCAGGAGCCAGAGCGGAUAGUGAGGUCUGUCAGGGUGAUUGGAGACACCGACCAGAGUAUCACCCUGGUCUGGAAGGCGCCUCUGGCAAAGAACACAACAGUAUUCAGUGUCCUCUAUGCCAUCUUUGGAGAGAGGGACAUGCAGCGGAUCAACGUGGAGCCAGGGAAGACCAAGGUCACCAUUUAUGGGCUGCUGCCAAAGACCAAAUACAUUGUGUGUGUCUGUGUAAAAGGGCUGAUUCCCAGGAAAGAGCAAUGCAUCAUAUUUUCCACAGACGAAGUUGCCAGCGCAGGAGGGACCCAGAAGCUCAUCAAUGUGGUUGUCAUCAGUGUGGCCUGUGUCAUUGCUGUUCCUCUAACACUGGUGGUCUGCUGUGGAGCACUGAAAAGGCGCUGCAAAAAAUGCUUUGUGCGGAAACCAAAGGAAAUUCAGGAAUCCUAUGUCACCUUUGAAAGCCUGUCUCCUGGGGCCAAGGCGAAAGGUGUGGAAGGAGAAUACUUGACUAGACAUACCCCCGAUGAGUCGAACAGGCUGUUGUCUGCCCGAUCCAGUGUGGAUUCAGAAGCAAUACCAAAGAUAGAGGGGCAACCUAACGAAUACUUUUGCUGACAGUAACUAGACUGACUGUCAGCUCACUAGA